AUUCAAAUAUCACUAACAACCAAAACCACAAAAACCCACCAUAUAAUUUCCUUGUCCAUGCUCUCAUCUGCUCAUGGUUAUUUUGGCCGAUUGAUCUUCUAAUACGCCAGUUUCAACAACUCUCGUUCGUUACACUUCUUCCUAGCUGCUCGGCCCGUAGUCUCUCACUCAGAAAAUUUUGAAAGAAAAUGAGUAUGAAUAUUGAAGAAUGCAAUAAAGGUGCUAUUGAUUCAGACCAUGCACGUCUUCACGAACUUGGCUACAAACAAGAACUCAAGCGCGAUCUUUCGGUGUUAUCGAACUUUGCAUUUUCAUUUUCUAUAAUAUCAGUGCUUACUGGUUUAAACACAUUGUUCGGAACUGGAUUAAGUUUUGGUGGGCCAAUUUCUUAUAUAUAUGGAUGGCUAAUUGCUGGUUCAUUUACUAUGGUUGUUGGUUUAUCAAUGGCUGAGAUUUGUUCAUCUUAUCCAACUUCUGGUGGUCUUUAUUAUUGGAGUGCUAUGCUUGCUGGUCCAACUUGGGCUCCUUUUGCUUCUUGGAUUACUGGCUGGUUCAACAUUGUUGGUCAGUGGGCAGUGACAACAAGUGUAGAUUAUUCAUUGGCACAAUUGCUUCAAGUGAUAAUACUCCUUAGCACAGGUGGAGUGAAUGGAGGUGGAUAUCAGGCCUCUAAAUAUGUAGUUAUUGCCUUACAUGCUGCAAUUCUGCUCUUACAUGCUAUUUUGAAUAGUCUUCCUAUCUCUUGGUUGUCCUUCUUUGGACAACUUGCUGCAGCUUGGAAUGUUUUAGGUGUUUUUCUUCUUAUGAUACUGAUUCCUGCGGUUGCAACUGAACGAGCCAGCACUAAAUUUGUAUUCACUAACUUCAAUACUGAAAAUGAAGGUGGCAUUGGCAAUAAAGUCUACAUCUUUGUUCUUGGACUUCUCAUGAGCCAGUAUACAUUGUUAGGUUAUGAUGCUUCUGCUCAUAUGACAGAGGAAACAAAAGAUGCAGAUAAAAAUGGGCCAAAAGGAAUUGUAGGUGCUAUUGGCAUAUCACUAAUUGUUGGAUGGGCAUAUAUACUUGGUAUAACCUUUGCAGUUACUGACAUACCUCAUCUGUUGAGUAAAAACAACGACGCGGGUGGUUAUGCGAUCGCUCAAAUAUUUUAUGAUGCAUUCAACAACAGGUUUGGUAGUGGUGUUGGUGGAAUUCUUUGCUUAGGCAUAAUUGCUGUUGCUAUAUUCUUCUGUGGCAUGAGCUCACUGACUAGCAACUCUAGGAUGGCUUAUGCAUUCUCGCGAGACGGAGCAAUGCCAUUUUCGCCCUUCUGGCGCAAAGUAAACGAGCAGGAGGUUCCAAUAAACGCAGUCUGGAUGUCAGCGCUUAUAGCAUUUUGCAUGGCAUUGACGUCUCUUGGAAGCUUGGUAGCAUUUCAAGCGAUGACAUCAAUAGCAACAAUCGGGCUAUAUAUCGCGUAUGCCUUGCCAUCCUUAUUCAGAGUGACUUUGGCUCGAAAGUCUUUCACUCCAGGACCGUUCAACUUGGGACGCUAUGGGGUCGUUGUUGGUUGGAUCGCGGUGUUGUGGGUUGCAGUCAUCUCUGUGCUCUUCUCUUUGCCUGUUGCUUACCCUAUUACAGAUCAAACUCUCAAUUAUACUCCUGUUGCAGUUGGUGGCCUUCUUAUUCUUCUUCUUUCUUCUUGGUUUUUUAGUGCUAGGCAUUGGUUUAAAGGUCCUAUAACAAAUAUUGAAGUAUAGUUCAACUGAGGAAGUGUUAAACUCUGAUUUAUGUAAUUGUAUUGAACAAUGUUAAGUAUAUACUCCAGCUACUACGUACCUUUGCUUGUC
Molecule: messenger RNA, 1829 nt
Organism: Nicotiana tabacum (common tobacco)
Lineage: Eukaryota; Viridiplantae; Streptophyta; Magnoliopsida; Solanales; Solanaceae
Product: amino-acid permease BAT1 homolog
Biological process (GO): gamma-aminobutyric acid transport; transmembrane transport
Cellular component (GO): membrane
Molecular function (GO): L-lysine transmembrane transporter activity; gamma-aminobutyric acid transmembrane transporter activity; L-glutamate transmembrane transporter activity
Source: RefSeq, a predicted model, not a curated record